ACAUUUCAUCUUGCGUUCGGUGAAGAAAAAUCGCUCGCAAGGUCACAAACGUUUUGAGUUUUGAGAGCUCUUUUUUUCCUCCAGAGGUUUGAGAGCUCUGCUUCUCUGAAGAAAAGGAAGAGAAAGGAAGAAAAAUUCAGCCCAUCAAGGCCCGAUUUCGAACACAAAGCCCAAUUCUUGGCGGUGAAUCGUGAUCCCUGCCCUGCCUCUCUUCUUCUCCCUCCCCAAUAUUCUUCGGCUCCAAUCCAGCCAAACUGCCGAAAGAAAGCUAGGGUUUUGGGAGUCUUGCACGAUGGUGAGGGACAUGGAUAACUCACCCGAGCAGGCCGAGCUGAUGCGAUUGAUGGAGCAAGAGAAGGAGCAGCUGAUGGUUAAGGAGAUGGUCAGCAAGCUAACUAGUGUGUGCUGGGACAAAUGCAUAACCAGUACACCCGGAAGCAAGUUCAGCCCUGGAGAAACCACUUGCCUGAGCAACUGCGCGCUGAGGUUUCUUGACAUGAGCAUGAUACUCGCCAAGCGAUUUCAGAUGCAGUAAAACCAUUUCAGUCCACUCCAUGUUACUUUUUAAGACGUUUGAAGUUUUGCAGUCAGCUGCUUUUGGAUUAUGUAUCUUUUGACAUCAGUGGAUUGUUUCUGGUAGUAACUCCAGCGCUUUGUAGUUUUGUGGUGGAAGACUCUGUAGGCUAUAAGUGCUUGCAAGUGUCAACUUAAUUUGAACGGAAAUACAAAUCCGCAUAUACUUGGAUGUCCAUGCAUGUAUCCCCUUCCGUUCAUCUUUUUCUUUUUUUUCUUUUUUGAGGGGAAGACGUUCAUCUGUUGUUCCUCCCUUUUGUUUGUAGACACGAUGCCACGUGAACUGUUGAGAGUUUGUUUGGUUUUAGCAACAAUGGCAUGUACAUAAAUCUUUGCAUCAUUUGUACUGCCACCUGAGAAUAAUAUUUUUCGCUGUCUUACAUUUGC
Phragmites australis (common reed) is the source of this 960-nucleotide messenger RNA. RefSeq names its product mitochondrial import inner membrane translocase subunit TIM8-like. Lineage: Eukaryota; Viridiplantae; Streptophyta; Magnoliopsida; Poales; Poaceae. The record is from RefSeq and is a predicted model, not a curated record. The transcript has 2 exons. The coding region runs from base 293 to 535 and encodes 80 amino acids.